Molecule: messenger RNA, 3018 nt
Organism: Eupeodes corollae
Lineage: Eukaryota; Metazoa; Arthropoda; Insecta; Diptera; Syrphidae
Exons: 3
Coding region: 1-3018 (1005 amino acids)
Biological process (GO): DNA integration
Molecular function (GO): nucleic acid binding
Source: RefSeq, a predicted model, not a curated record
AUGACAUUAGAUGAAAUAAAAGUGGAAGCAAACAUAAUUGAAGCUGUUGAGCGCCAAUUAGAAGAGUUUGGAACAAAAACUGAAAUACAGACAGUAAACAGGAUUGAAAAUGGCUUUAACAAGGGUAAUAAAAAAGGAUGUUCAAGAUGUGGGAGUUUUAAACACUAUGGGCGCGAUAAAGACUGCCCCGCUAGGAACAAGGAAUGUUUAAGGGUCUUUGACGCUGCAAUCGAAUUUGCUGGUAAAUCCGUAAAUACAACAUUCUACGUGGUUGGUAAUGGAACACGAGACUUGUUGGGAAGAAUUACGGCGACAUCCUUGGGUAUCCUUAGAAUCAAUAUUGGGAUAAACCAAGUGAAAGAGAAAGGAUUGCCGAAAUUCAAAGAUGUUUUAGUUGAAAUUCCUAUAGACGACUCUGUUAAACCCAUUUCUCAACCAUAUCGCAGGAUUCCUAUUCCUUUAGAGGACAAAGUUGACGCUAAAAUAAAAGAUCUUCUCAAUAAGGACAUCAUAGAGGAAGUACUUGAACCUUCGAACUGGGUUUCACCGAUUGUGCCUGUGCUCAAAGACAACGGAGAUGUUAGGAUUUGUGUGGACAUGCGGCGAGCGAACACAGCCAUCAAACGUGAGAACCAUCCUUUGCCAACGAUGAAUGAACUUUUGCCAAAAGUUUGUGAUGCUAAAGUUUUCAGUAAGCUUGACAUAAAAGAUGCUUUCCAUCAAAUAGAGUUACAUCCAAAUUCAAGACACAUCACCACUUUCAUCACUUCAAAAGGACUUUUUAGGUACAAACGAAUGAUGUUUGGCAUUACCUGUGCGCCAGAGAUUUUUCAAAAAUUAUUGGAAAGAAUACUUUUGAAAUGUGAUGGCGUUAUGAACUUCAUCGAUGACAUUUUGGUGUAUGGCAAGGACGAAACAGAGCAUCAUGAAAGAUUAAACAAUGUAAAGGAAGUCUUGCAACAAAACAAUGUUGUCCUAUGCGAAGAAAAAUGCGUUUACGGGUUGAAAAAGGUCCAGUUCCUUGGCCAUGAAUUAUCUGGAGAAGGUGUGAGGCCAUUAGAAAAGUAUAUUUCAGCUGUCAAGGAAUUUAGAGAACCUACAACCAUUGCAGAGUUACAGAGUUUUCUGGGACUUAUAAAUUUUAUUGGGAAGUGGAUUCCUCAUCUGGCAACUUUAUCCGAGCCAUUGAAAAUGUUGUUGCGACAGAAAAGUAAGAGGAAUUCAGAUAUUUCAGAAAACUGGGGAAAAAGUCAACAGACAGCUUUUGAUAGCUUAAAAGAUGCACUUGUUGACAUUCCCCAAUUAGGCUACUACAACCCUCAUGACAAGACUUUGGUAAUAGCGGAUGCUAGUCCAGUGGGGCUUGGAGCAGUUCUUGUCCAAAUCAAAGAAAAAGGACCACGGAUAAUUGCUUUUAGUAACAAAACUCUUAGUGAUUGUGAACGUCGAUACUGUCAGACGGAAAAGGAAGCUUUGGCAUUGGUGUGGGCGUGUGAACAUUUUGAUAUGUUCCUCUACGGUAAAGACUUCGUUUUAAUAACCGACCACAAGCCCCUAGAAACCAUAUUUGGACCGAAGACUAAAUCUUGUGCCCGUAUAGAGCGAUGGGUUCUGAGGCUACAGUCAUAUAGGUAUAAGGUAAAAUACAGUCCGGGUAAAGAUAAUGUGGCAGACCCACUGUCUAGACUAUGUAGGCUAGCAACAAAUCCAUCCACAAUUUAUGAAAGUUAUGUUCAUAGCGUUGUAGAACACUUACGACCAACUGCUGUAUCACUCCAAGAAAUUGAAGAAUGUUCCAAACAAGAUUCGGAGAUACAAAAAGUUAAAGAAGGCCUCUAUAGUGAAAGUUGGGAUGAAGCAGUCAAAAGCUAUAAAAUCUUCCAGAAUGAACUAUGUUUUUACGGUGACAUUUUACUGCGUGGAUCAAAAAUUGUGAUACCAAGUAAACUAAGAGAUAGGGUUCUCAAAGCUGCACAUGAGAGCCAUCCUGGCAUCGUGGCUAUGAAAAGCAGAUUAAGAACAAAAAUUUGGUGGCCGAAAUGCGAUAAAGACUCUGAAAAUCUUUGUAAAGCCUGCAAAGGGUGUACCCUAGUUUCUGCACCCAACCCACCUAAUCCACUAAAGCGCCGUGAAUUACCAACAGAACCCUGGAUUGAUGUAGCAAUCGAUUUGAUGGGACCACUGCCAAGUAACGAUUAUAUUUUUGUAAUCGUUGACUACUACAGUCGAUAUAAGGAGGUAAAAAUUUGUCGAACCAUAACAAGCUCAGUUAUCAUCGUGCUUUUAAAAGAGAUAUUCAGUCGUUUGGGAAAUCCUGUUUCCAUUACAGCAGACAAUGGUAAACAGUUCAUAAGUGCUGAAUUAAAUGAAUUUUGUAAAGAGCAAAACAUAAGAAUUUACCAUACGAUCCCCUACUUCCCCCAACAAAAUGGUGAAGUAGAGAGACAGAACAGGGACAUUCUUAAGAGAUUGAAGAUAAGUCAAGCUGAAAAGAAAGAUUGGAAGGAAGCCUUACGUGAAUACAUGAUAAUGUAUAACAGUACCCCCCAUACGGUAACAGGCAAAACACCAUCUGAAUUGUUUUUUAGUAGACAGUUCCGAGAUAAACUACCAAUGAUGAGAAACAUAACUUACAAUCCAAGAGACGAGGACAUAAGGGACAGGGAUAGAGAAUGUAAAGAAAAAGCCACCACAGACAAAUUGAUAAGUGAUUCGAAAAUACAAGAGUUGUCGCAUCAUAAGAGUGCGAAGACAAAACGAGUUUUCUGUUCAACCGGAAAGUAUACACAUCAAUUUGUGGAUAUCAGUGGAAAUGUCGUUGUCAUCCAAUUCUUGGGCUCCGGCACCAGCUCCAGCUAUAGCUCCGGCACGGUCUUGGUGUCAGGCUCUGGGGGAGUUGGAGUUUUGAUUGAGGAGUUUAGGUUGGGCCGAUGCGAUGGUGAUGACGAUGACGAUGGCAAUGGCGAUGUAUUGAGUCGGAGUGUAGAGAGAUGCACUUACAUUGUGCACGACACAUAA